This is a messenger RNA of Macadamia integrifolia, 1197 nucleotides long. Its product is annotated as PP2A regulatory subunit TAP46. Gene Ontology annotation, cellular component: cytosol. The coding region runs from base 1 to 891 and encodes 296 amino acids. Lineage: Eukaryota; Viridiplantae; Streptophyta; Magnoliopsida; Proteales; Proteaceae. Gene Ontology annotation, biological process: regulation of signal transduction; regulation of dephosphorylation. The transcript has 7 exons. The record is from RefSeq and is a predicted model, not a curated record. Gene Ontology annotation, molecular function: protein phosphatase 2A binding.
AUGGGGCUACUUAACAUAAAGAUUCAAGUGUCAACUUCUGCUCAAGAUAGGCCAGCUUCUCUAACAGAUCGUAGGGCUAUGAAGAUUGCUAGGUUCAAGCACCAGAAGGCUGCAGAGUUAAAGCUGCAAGAAAUCAAGGAACGGAGAGAACGGAGGGGGCGUUCUUCCAAAGCAGCUGCUUUAUCUACUCCUAUUGAGGCUGGGGAAGAAGAUGUGUUGGAUGAUGAUGGAGAGGAGGAACGAGAGGCGUGGCUUACUGCCAUCUCUUUGGCCCUCUGCAAGGCUUUUGAUCUUCUGGAAAUGUUGAAGAAAGAGGAAGAAAUGCUUUCUGCUUUCAAGGAAAAGCAGUUACAGGAAGGGGGCAAAGAAAUUGCUGGUGAUGUCCUUGAUGAGCGAGCUAAGAGAGCAGAGGCUUGGCAUCGUGAUGCUGCAGUUCGAGCACAAUAUACAAAACCAGCAGAGCCAAUCACUUGUGCCACUUUUGCUCAAGAUGUUAUUGAAGGGAGAGCGAUGGUUUCACAAGCACAUGACCACAAACAUCAGCCUCUUAUAUUUGGACCAGCUAGUCUAGUGGGUGGAAGAUUAACAAGUGAAAGGGAACGCAUGGCAGCGCAGGUGUUCCAGCCUGGUCACAGAUUGCCAACCAUGAGCAUAGAGGAGGCUGGGUCGCGUGAAAUGGAAAUGAUGAAUAAAUGGCAAGAAAUGAAUGCGAGGCUCUUGGAAGAAGCCAAUUCCUCGUGGCACCAGGAAGGUCGAAAGCCUGGGCCCAACAAUGAUGAUGAUGAUGAUGAUGAUGAUGAUGCUGCAGUAGAGAAAGCAAGGGCUUGGGAUGACUGGAAAGAUGACCAUCCUCGUGGUGCGGGCAAUAAGAAGCUUACUCCUUGUGGCUAAUUGUUUAGAAUGUCUAUUCAUCUUGUUCUUGCAUAACCUAGUCAUGGUCUCACAAGAAUUUGAGUUCUUUGGAUUCUCUACGGUCGCAAGAUCUGUGCCAUUUUUCCUGAUCUACCAUGUAUUAAUAAGGGCACUUGUUUUUAUGUAUAAUAGAAUUUCUUUCUUAUUUUCAAAGACAACUUAUAUAUGGCUGCUGCUCAGGAAUUUUUAUUGCAGCACUGAACUGUGACCGAAAGUCUCCUUCCCAAAGUAACUUUGUAUCGUGCAAAAAUUUUGGUUGAAUUGUGUGGUUAACAAUAUCCAUCA